AGCUUUAAUUCAAAAAAAAGAGUAUAAGUAGCUUCACUUACAAAGUUAAUGACAUGUUAUGUGGCAAUUUAAUUAAUAAAAGAUUUAAAAAUCAAUAUUAAAUAGAUAAUGUAUGUUAGUUAUGAUGUAAAUAUUUUAACAUUUAAGGCUGUUUAAAUCUCAGGAACUUCAGCAUUUUUACGUCCCUAUGAUAAAAUAACAUUAUAUGAUUUACUUCAUGGAUUAAUGUUACCAUCUGGAAAUGAUGCUGCAAAUGUAAUCGCUGAAAAUUUAUCAUCAUUUCUUAAAGAUCCUGUUUCUAAUAUUGCUUUAUAAUACAGAAUUUAACCUUUUAUUUAAUUAAUGAAUUAAUAUGCACUUUUACUUGAAAUGAAUGAUACUUAAUUUUAUAAUCCUCAUGGUAAAUUCAUAAUAUAUUAUUCAUAGGAUUAUCAAAUGAUCAAUCAUAUUCAUGUGCUGAAGAUUUAGCUAUCCUAUGUAAAAAGAUUAUUAAUGAUCCAAUGUUAAUGGAAAUUGUUAAUAAAAAAGAAUAUUAAACAACUCUUUAGAGAAAUGUAAUUUUAUUAUAUUUCUAUUAGAAUAAACUUAUAAAUUUGACUUGGAAGAAUACUAAUAGAAUGUUAGAAUUCGAAGGAUAUUGUGGAUUUAAAACUGGAUUUACUGAUAAGGCUGGUCCAUGUCUUGCAACUUUAUAUAAAAAAGAUUCAAUUUGUCUGAUAAUUAUUAUAUUGAAUUGUUUAUCUAAAGAAGUUAGGUAUCAAUAUAUUUUAUUAUAUAUAAAGAUGGGAUGAUACUAUAAAGUUAUCAAAUUGGGGUUAAAGAAAACUUAAUGUAAUUUGA
This is a messenger RNA of Paramecium primaurelia, 840 nucleotides long. The record is from the annotation of a GenBank genome assembly. NCBI's taxonomy places the organism in Eukaryota, Ciliophora, Oligohymenophorea, Peniculida, Parameciidae.